This is a messenger RNA of Lutzomyia longipalpis, 1119 nucleotides long. RefSeq lists its product as uncharacterized. Bases 1 to 1119 code for a protein of 372 amino acids. The record is from RefSeq and is a predicted model, not a curated record. Lineage: Eukaryota; Metazoa; Arthropoda; Insecta; Diptera; Psychodidae. The transcript has a single exon.
AUGAUCACGCUCAUUAUGGACAGUGGUUAUUUCAAAUACCAAGGCGAAUUUUACCAGCAGAUUGAGGGCAUGCCGAUGGGGAAUUGUUUGUCGCCGGUUGUUGCGGACAUUACCAUGGACCACAUUAUCCGUGUGGCUUUAGACACUGUUCCAUCACCCCCACCCAAAUUGGUACUCAAAUACGUAGAUGACCUGUUUCUUGUGGUGCAUAAGGAUGUCGUCAAUCAAUUACUACUCCAUUUCAACAGCAUUAAUGAGAAAAUCAAAUUUACUCACGAGCUGGAAAAAGAAGGCGAACUACCAUAUUUGGAUACAAUGGUGAAGAGGAACGAGGAUGGCACUCUCUCAACUAGAUGGUAUCAGAAGCCUAUAGCAUCAGGUCGGAUUCUCAAUUUUGCAUCUCUCCACCCAAUGAAACAAAAAAUUAACACAGCUGAGGGGCUCAUACACAGAGUGAAGUCUCUCACGACUGAUCCUCUCACCAAUACUGAUGCAACCAUCACUCAUUUGCUAAAAAAGAACAACUAUCCGCAAGACUUGAUUGUGAAGCUGCUGGAAAAGCAAGGGGGAGUGAGACGGAGAAAUGGAGUUGAUGACUCUUUCAACACGAUCGCUGAGACCAAAUUCUGCUCAAUGACUUACAUAAAGGGACUAAGUGAGGGGAUAGCCAAAACUAUUAAGAGACACUCGAAGGAUGUGACGCUUUGUUUCAAGGCUGACAACACCUUGGGACGUUCAUUCACGAACAUGAAGGAUCGUACCCCUCUGCUGGAGAAAUCCAAUGUUAUAUAUCGCAUUCCUUGUGGUGGCUGUCGUAAAUACUACCUCGGCAGGACCUCGAGAAAAUUGGGUACAAGGAUAUCGGAACAUGAGCGAUCUACCAGGGAUUUUUCUAAGAUGGCAUCUUCUCUUGUUUCUCACAUGCGUGAGGAGCAUCAUAAUUUCGCCUUCAAUGAAGUGAGUGUAGUGGACUCCACCAAUAGAUCGCAUCAACUCAACUACAUGGAAGCCUUUCACAUCAACGCUCACAACCGCGCGGGGAUGUGUGUGAACCAUCGGCAUGAGGGCAAUGACCUCAACCACAUCUUCAGUGCACUCAUCCCAUUGGCCGCAACUUGA